AUGAAGGCGCUGCGGACGGCCGUGUCCGGCUCGCGCGUGCGCUUCACGCAGGACGGCUUCGACCUGGACCUGACGUACAUCACGCCGAGGCUCAUCGCCAUGGGCUAUCCUGCCUCGGGCGUGGAGAAGACGUACCGCAACGACAUCAACCAAGUCGCGAGUCUGCUCAACGCGCGGCACCCGAGCGCCUACCGCGUGUACAACCUGAGCGAACGGCAUUACGACUAUGCAAAGUUCGAGGACCGCGUGAGCGAGUGCGGCUUUCCCGACCACCACCCGCCGCCGCUGCAGCUGUUGCUCGACAUAAUGAACGACAUGAUUGAGUGGGUGGCCAAGAGCGACAAGCACGUGGUCGUCGUGCACUGCCUCGCUGGCAAGGGCCGCACGGGCGUCGUGUGCUCGUGCUACUUGCUGCUGACAGGGCACUAUGGCAGCGUGUUUAAGCUGCGCAAAGAGCGCGAACUGCGCGAGUUGGCGAACUCGAGCAUCCGCGACUUUUGGCAAGCGCGCGGCCAAGGCGUGCGGUUUCCGAGCCAGGCUUUGUAUAUUUAUUACUUUAUCAAAGUGCUGAGGCGACAGGGCCGUCGACCGGCACAGAUCCCGCCGUUGCGGCCGGCAAAGAAGAUGCUGCUUCGAAGCAUUGUGCUCAAUGGCGUGCCGGACUUUGAAGCGCAGCCACGAGGUGGGUGCACUCCCUUUUUGCAAGUCCUGCCAGCGCCGUCGCAGCACUUUAAGCCGCAGUUGCUGUACAACAGCUCGUGGCAUCAUCCAAAGUUUGAAACGUACUUGGCCGACCCGCUUGGGUCGAUUAUGUUUGAGGUCAACACCGAGGUGCAAGGCGAUGUGACGGUGCGGUGUUUCCACGCCAAUAUCACGAACAUCCUGGGCAGGCACAUGGUCAAGAUGUUCCAUUUCACGUUCCACACCGACUUUUUCCACAAUUACAGCAACCAGUAUCGACUGCCGAAGGCCGAGGUGGAUGAGGCUACUGGCAACCAGCGAUACCCGGAAAACUUCGAAGUGGUUUGCAACGUCACGAUGUUGGACCCAAAUCAAAGCGCGAAACCACCGCGGCCGUCGAUUGUGCGUUCGGGGAGUAGUAACAAUCUGUGCAAUGAAAUACCGGAGCAAGCGAAAGUUGUGUAUCCUCCGCCAAUGACGCAACAGCGCCGAAUGACGUUGCCGUCCCACCAAGACAUGUUUGACGAGCGACGGACGCGAUCGCAAACUUCUUCGCAGCAAGAUGAGUCAACGCCUAAUAUGCAAGGUUGGUUGUACAAGCAGGGCGGUUUCGUGAAGAAUUGGAAGAAACGAUGGUUUGUCGCGCGGGAGGGAAAGAUGAUGUACUAUCACGGCAAUUCGGACGCUACGCCACUGGGAGUCGUGAACUUGCGGCGCGUGACUGUGGAGACUUGCGAUCCGCAUGAAGUCAACGCGCGGAACAAGUGCUUGCACUUUUUCAAGAUCAUACCUCCAAGUGCUGGCCAGCGCACCUACUUUUUUGGUGCUGAAUCCGAGCAGGAAUUAGUGACUUGGGUCAAUGUGGUAGGUGCGCAAUCCGCUUACGGCAUCAUCUAUAGUGCGGUGCCACGGCGGCCUCAGCGCAGCAUUACGAUCGUUACACGUGCAUCGUACGAGCAUGAACACCAGACGCCGAACGGUGAAGCAGGGCAGAGAUGCCAGCCGAACACUGACGGUAACGAGAACGACCGUGUGAGCGACGCAAGGCCGUCGCUGCUGUCCACGAUCGCAGCUGCACCUAGGGCCGCCUUCGACACGCUCAAGGGUGUCCGUCGGCCAUCGCAACACCAGGCCACAGACAUUCCGUUUCACCCGCCACCUCGCGAAGACACCUUUUGGCGCGAUGCAGUGGGUAUGGGACCAUCAGCGUUUACCAAAGCCAAGGAACGUGGAAGCAUGAUGGGUAGAUUUUUCGGAGACUUGCGUUCACUGUCGUUCUCGGACUACGACGACCACGAGAAAGAUCAGUCGCCACCGGCCUCAGCUGUUCCCAAAUGCGUGCCAGCUGCACCCGUAGCUGAUCUCACGAAUACUCUCUCGACACGAGAGCAGGCGUCGCUGUUACAAGAAGUCAGCAAAUAUGACACGGGGAUUUACGUUUACUCGGCGGAUGAACUGCAAGAGGCUACAAGACUACAGCAAUACAUGCGCACGACCUGCGGUGCGCGCUCUUUCAGCGAUGGCGAUCCUGACUGCGAUCCGAAGUCGGCGGUCUCGGUCGCUUACGAGCUCAAAGCUUCGCCUCCAGGCACACUUAGCCACCAGCUGCAUUACUACGUGAUGCAGAAUCGAAUGGGUGACGCCGAGCAGCUGCUUACCGAGCUUGUGCUUACGAAAUUUCCUGGGCUCAUCGACGCCAUGGACCACGACCCUCUGGCGUUCACUCGGCUGAUCGCCAGUGGAGACGUAGCACUUGCUGGCUAUGAAGAGCAGGAUGGUGCAAGUUAUACAGCUGGAAACGACUUCAAAGGCAAUCAUCGCGCUGUUUUUCUCUAG
This is a messenger RNA of Hyaloperonospora brassicae, 2517 nucleotides long. NCBI's taxonomy places the organism in Eukaryota, Oomycota, Peronosporomycetes, Peronosporales, Peronosporaceae. The record is from the annotation of a GenBank genome assembly.